AUGAAAUCUCCGCGUAGAGGUGGUAAUUUCAUAAUUUCAACCCUUUUUUUUGAGAAAAACGAAGGAGUCCUCUUUUGGUCCCCACUGGUCCCCGUUUGUGUUCGUCACUCCGCAUCUCCUCGCAUAGUCGUUCAUCGAAGACUUCAAAUCCGGCAACGACUUCAAAUCCGGCGGAAUACGCCGUCAAACGACUUCAAAUCCGGCGAAAUCGAGUAUAUAGCACUUGAAAUCCGUCACCGAUGGACCGCCAAUUCCCCGAUGUUAUGGCCGAUGGAUACGGUUCCCGGGAACGAUUUUUGGGAUGAUCCAUUCCGCGGAGGGGUACGUCAGUCCGCAGAGGGUGCUCCACGGAGUGAUGUGUUACCUCCGCGGAAUGUUAUAAUCGAAGAAAUGCAGGUCUCCGCGGAGGUGAAGGUCACUCCACAGAGAGGCCUCCGCGGAAUGACAUUAAAAAUGGGUCUACACGGACGAGACGUUAAAACGGACAUUCCUGCAGCAGUAUACAAGCUUGCUGAUAAUAUAGAUGAUUGGAACAGGUUUGCAUGGGGUACGUAUUUCUGGAAAUAUACUUCGCGUUUUAUGCGUGGAAUGUUUAAGAAAAUAGAAGAGUUUAGAGUAUUGAAGCAGUCCAAUCCCGAAUCCAAGAAAGUACACAAGUAUACCAUUGUCGGUUUUAUGCUUCCGUUUAAGGUUACUUUCUAA
This is a messenger RNA of Lactuca virosa, 702 nucleotides long. Lineage: Eukaryota; Viridiplantae; Streptophyta; Magnoliopsida; Asterales; Asteraceae. The record is from the annotation of a GenBank genome assembly.